AAGAAACAGCUUCUCUCAGAAAGUUAGAAGAGCACAAAAAGUGGGCAAAAGGCUCAGCAUUUGAGUUUAGUAUAACAGGAAGUUAAAGCUACAACUCUCCGUCUGACUUUUUGAGAGUAGAGAUUGAGAAUGAGGGGCAAGAUUCAUCAGAUCAGGAGGAUUAAAAUGAUUUUAUUUGGGAUGCUGAUGCUUCUCUGUACAGCUCCAUCAGCUGUAAGUGGAGAUAACACCGCCUCCGUCACUGUAGGAUUUUGGGAAAACGUCACUUUACCCUGUGGGAAUGUUAACAAAAAUCAGCAGAACUGUGACUCUACUUCCUGGAUCUACAGUCCUCGUUUUGAUGUAGCAUCAGAAGAGCUGAUAACACAUGGAAAGAUAAGUAGUAAAAUAGCUGAAGCUAAAUCAGAGAGACUACGUGUUAAAGAGGACUGUUCUCUGGUUAUAAAACAUGUCACACGUGAGGAUGUUGGACGUUACACCUGCAGACAGUUCACACCAGGAGAGCAAGAUUCAGACGCUCUUGUGUUUCUGUCUGUUAUCACCACUGACCCAGUAGACUCUUUCAGAAUUUUCUGCAGCGUGUUCAGUUAUGGACCCUGUGAACACACAAUUCAGUGGUAUUAUACUGUGGAUGAUAAUGAAAUAUCAGUGAUACAUUAUAGCUGUUCAGCCAUUGUGACAUUUACAACUCAUGCUGGGAUACCUGAGUAUGAUCAGCUGGUUUGUAAUGUGACGGAUAAAAAGAGUGGACAAACUCUGCAGUGUGACGCCAUCUUUGGGUCAUGUCAGAAAUCAGAAUCAAAAGGAGACACGUCAUCAGAGAAAGAAGGAAACAAUCCUCCACCAUACACCGAAACACCAGGUCUCAUGCUCAGGUUUAUCAUUGUGUCUGUGGGAUUUGCAGCACUCAUUCUAGCUGUUGUGACUGUCAGCAUAUGGACCAGAAUCAAAGGAAACAAAACCCAGAUUGAUCCUGAUGCUGUACAGGACGAUGAAGCUUUUGGUUCAGUCAUCUAUGAGAACUGUGGAGGCCAUGACGCUCCUGUCAGAAUCCACCAAGCAAGAACUAAAUGAUCUGUAUGACUUUAAAAACAUGUAACAUAGUUAUACAUAUGUUGAUGAUGAAGAUUUCAACAAUUUAAGAUUUUUUUGUAAGAUCAAACAGAGCUUUUAAGAUGUAGCUUUGCAGCUGUGUUUUUUAACUCUUUCUGAAUGGUAGAAAAUGAUGAUUGUAAUAUUCAGCCAUCGUUAAGCUCUUUGUUCACUGUGUUUUUGUACACGAUGUUUUGUAGAUUUGAUGGAAUUAAAGCAUUUAUUGAGUCUCUUUA
Molecule: messenger RNA, 1328 nt
Organism: Cheilinus undulatus (humphead wrasse)
Lineage: Eukaryota; Metazoa; Chordata; Actinopteri; Labriformes; Labridae
Exons: 7
Coding region: 130-1074 (314 amino acids)
Biological process (GO): T cell activation; positive regulation of ERK1 and ERK2 cascade; interleukin-15-mediated signaling pathway
Cellular component (GO): external side of plasma membrane; membrane raft
Molecular function (GO): MHC class II protein binding; protein tyrosine kinase binding
Source: RefSeq, a predicted model, not a curated record